AUGUUUUCUCCCGCUUCAAGCUGUCCUUGCUGUAAGUUCAUCGCACAAUUGCACUCGAUCAAACUGAAGUUCAAAAAUUACUUUCAUUACUGUGAACACAGAUUUUCUUCACUUUUCCUUUUUGUGUUUUCUUCCAUCCGCGACGCACACACACACACACGGAAACCACCGAUGCUACCCCGCGCAACAGAACUAAACUUUACCAAACCGGAAGUGAAAAAACAUUUGUGGCACAAAAUGCGAGUCAUUUUGCAGCAAAUAUACCGAUUUAGAGACCAAUAUGAGUAUUUCUACAAAGCGGACGAUGACACGUUUGCUGUGGUGGAGAAUUUGAAACGGGUUUUGCGGAAGCACAAUCCGGACCGACCGUUCAUGACCGGGCAUCGAUGGCAACUGAAAAUCCCCGGUGGAUAUUUCUCCGGUGGAGCUGGAUAUGUUUUAUCACGCGAGGCUCUGAAACGGAUUGUGGAAAAGGCGAUUUUCAAACAUCCACAGUGCCCCAACACCGACGAGGCGAUGGAAGAUGUUAAAAUGAGUAUCUGUGGCAAUGCGGUUGGUGUGGAACGCAUAGAUUCUCUGGACGAACGAGGCGAAUCGCUUUUCUGUCCGUUUGACAUGAAAUAUCCGUUUGAUCAUUAUAAACCGGAACCAGUUUCGACGAAUCCGAACUCUGACCGACAAAUUUCGUUUCACUACGUGACCCCUUUUAUGAUGUAUUUAAUAGAAUUUCUUGUCUAUUAUUUAAAGCCGGCUGGCAUGGAAAUAUAUGACGAUGAGAUUGCGAUGGAUAAUUGCGGUUCGAUAGGUUGCCUCCGGUCCACAUUUCGAUAG
Messenger RNA from Echinostoma caproni, 831 nucleotides. Lineage: Eukaryota; Metazoa; Platyhelminthes; Trematoda; Plagiorchiida; Echinostomatidae. The record is from the annotation of a GenBank genome assembly.